UCUACCAGAGAGUAUCCAGUUUAAUUUCCCAAGGAAGAUGCAAGGGAUAAUAUCGAUUUUGGCCAUUGUUUUAUGUGGCCUAGGAGUUGUGAUUUCUCUGAGUUGUAAGGAGUGCCUAACCACCGAUGUCUACUGCAUCAACCAAACUUCAUAUAGAAAUUGUAUAAACAACGUUCCUAUUGGAAAUGUUAUAAACUGUCGUGCUGAUACGGUUUGCUCUAAUUCUAAUGACGUGUGUGUGGAAAGUUCGAAGAUAAAUGAAGAUAUACAGGAUGUGUGUGGCACCUCUGGAGGAAUCGGAUGUGGACAGUGUACAUCUAACAAGUUCACUUGUGUCAGCCAAAAUCAAUUCGUUAGAUGUUCUGGCACUACUUUAAUUGACUCCAAUAUCUAUAACUGCGACACUGAUGAAGUGUGCAUUUCUGAAGCAAUUAGCAAAUAUGAAAACAUCUGUGUGCCCUCAUGCGCCCGUGAUUUUUUGAACCUGAAAGCCACUUGCAGCAACGUCGACUACACGACGACGACAACCGCAGCUCCGACUACUACUACACCCAGUCCGGAUGAAAAAGCAAGUGCGUGCUCCGCAGCAGAAACUUCUUUACAAAUACCAGCCACUACCAAGUACUUCCUGACCAAAUACCCCUUGGAUACCUGCGGAAGUUAUCUCUACUGCGAAAAAAAUGAAAAAACAGCUAAAUGGGACACCGUAUAUGUGCCGUGCCCUGCAACCAAGCCGUUCUUUGACUCUGCUAAAUCCUUAUGUGUGGCAACUAAACCAUCUAGUUGCACCUGAACCGACUAGUUAGAAGACUAUAAACAUUCAUUGUUAUUUAAAUAAAGCCGAUUGCAUGACAAUGGCGACUUUUUAAAAACUUAAAAAUAUAUUUUAUUCCUUUAAUAAAAUAUAAUGUAACUACAAAUUGUUGUAAUUAUAACUUACAAAACCAUCUUAUCUUA
Molecule: messenger RNA, 957 nt
Organism: Drosophila rhopaloa
Lineage: Eukaryota; Metazoa; Arthropoda; Insecta; Diptera; Drosophilidae
Exons: 3
Coding region: 38-793 (251 amino acids)
Source: RefSeq, a predicted model, not a curated record